Molecule: messenger RNA, 2320 nt
Organism: Melampsora larici-populina 98AG31
Lineage: Eukaryota; Fungi; Basidiomycota; Pucciniomycetes; Pucciniales; Melampsoraceae
Exons: 7
Coding region: 1-2139 (712 amino acids)
Cellular component (GO): nucleus
Molecular function (GO): RNA binding; metal ion binding
Source: RefSeq, a predicted model, not a curated record
AUGCCGGUGACGGUAUGUGAUGCAGAUCCAUCGGUCCUAUCAGAUUACGUUACUGCACUCUUGAGGCACGAUCAACCUAUCAGUCAACUUAAAUCAUCUUGCUUGAAACAGCUUGAAGAUUUCUUGCAUCAAGUUGACCUUUUUGAACAUCUUCAGGCUUUCGAUGUCAAUGGAAAAUACACACCACCAGAUCUGACCAAGCUUUCUUCUGGAUUACUCGGAAAAAGAUCAUACUCAAUGGAAAACCUAUCACCUGUCGAAAAUCACUCUGACGAUAAUAAUCAAGACCAAGCUAAUACAUCACUUCCAAUUCCUCAAUACACACCUACCCAGAGUCAUCCUAGUUUUUUACUCUACCCUAAUGACAAUUCUCAACCAUCACCACCAUCGCUACCACCCUUUAACGCCUCUAAUCAUAGUACUCAAACUCGCUUUGGAUCAAGUCCACCCAAAAAUAUAAGAAGUGUAAAACGAGCUCGAAAAACUGAGAUUUGUCGUGAUUACCAUUACCGAGGUUUUUGCGCCAGAGGAGAAGGUUGUCAAUUCUCACAUGACGAAAGAGAGGCCAAUCCUUCUCCCGUGUCUCAGCUACCUGCACCUGUAUUCCCUAAUCAAACUCGAGGCGAAACUGAAGCCUCUGCUUCCUCACAAGGCUCUUCACGCUCGAACAUCAUACCUCCUCUGACAACUCAACCGUUCAUCCCAGGCUUACCAACCUCUCUUCCAUUCACUAGUGAUGUGGUCACUACGCUCUUCCCUGUAAACUCCCUCACAACUAAUAACGCUCCAAAUCAGUACUCAGCACAACCCUAUCGGUCUGAUAAUUUCAACCAAAAUCCUCUAAGACCCAACAAAUCUAAAACAACUCUAGUCGUCGAAAAUAUCCCACAAAGUUCUCUUUCAGAUCGAUAUGUUCGAGAUUACUUUUCUACGUUUGGAUCGCUUGUCAGUGUGAGCGUUGAUGUCUACAAUGCUCAGGCUCUAGUCACAUUUCAAUCUGCCGAAGAUGCUGCAAAGGCAUAUGCGUCGCCUGAGCCGGUUUUCAACAAUCGGUUCGUGAAGAUUCAUUUUAGAAGGUUUAAUUCUAGCGAUCACUUUAGAAGAGAUCAAGGUAGCAACUCAGAUCAAUCACCUCGUCAAAAUGUCAAUAUGAUUCCUUUACCACAAACUAUCACACCUGGAAAUUAUUCUCGACCGACUUCCUUAUUGAAUCCUAAUCCUAAUAAAUACCAUCAGACUUCAUCAUAUCGUCAAAAUCAUUCUACUGAACCUAGUUUAUAUCAGAAAGAACAAGAACUCAGAGAGAAGAUAGAAGAGCAAAAAAAGUUAAUGGAGCAAUUGAGUUUAAAACAAGCGUUAAAGCGGGUGACGAGUGCUGUACCUGCUACUACCUCUGGAACACAAUCACAACCAGAAACCAAAGAAACCACUCCUCAAUACUCAGAACCGAAUGGGGGUACUAAUCCUGUAUCGGAAGCUGGUAGUCAGACAAAUAGAACCAAGUCUUCUGCUGGUCUGGAUACUGAUCUGGAAGAUCGGGUGAAUGGACGUGGAUCGUCAGAGAAUCCAGAAAGAGGUUCUGUGCCUCCUUUAAAUGAUCUAAGUGGGACUAGCGCUCCUAAUCGAGGGGGGAUAGUCCGAGGAAGAGGAGGAUUAUCCUCAACACGUGGUGGAUUUUCUGGAAGAGGAGCAUGGUCUAAUUUAAAUAAGGCUUUCAGACUUGAUAAUCGGACUUGUACUUUGUCUGUACGUGAUGUACCUAAUUUUGAAGCUCAGGAAAAGAUUCGUAAACAUCUUGAGCAAUUUGGAACGAUUGUAGCAGUUGCGAAGAUGGAAGAGAAUGAAGAAGAAGGGAAAGAUGACUUUACCAUCAAGUUUUCAACUAGAGCAUCAGCUGAAAAGGCAUUGGCACAUGGAAAAGAUGUACCAGAAGUAGGCAAGAUUAAGAUGAAUUGGAUUAAUCAACCUAUGAAUCAAAGUAAUCAAGAGAAUGGAUUCAUUCCUGGUCUUACUACUCAUUGGAGUAAGAAUGGAAAUGGAAAUGGGAAUGGACAUCAUGAUCCUUUUGUAGGAGGUGAUGAUGAGAAUGGAGAUGGAGAUGGGGAUGGGGAUGAAGACGGGGAUGGAUGGAAACGCUAAGAUUGGUGUUUUGAGAUGAUCUGCUUUUUGUUACUCUUUAGAGGUUUAGAAUUGGGUGAUUGGUUUUUUGGUAGUUUUUAGUAUUAAGAUGCAUGUUGAAAAGGAUAGAAAAGAUAAUACAUGUGUUUUUUUCAUGAAAAUGCAUUGGAAUCAUUUUGUCACGGUGAGGAUUAACCUGAUC